GUCUCAAUCAUGAAGCGCCUACGGCAUCCAAAUAUUGUACUCCUUAUGGGUGCAGUUAUUCAACCCCCAAAGUUAUCAAUAGUGACAGAAUAUUUAUCUAGAGGCAGUUUGUUUGAACUUCUGCAUAUGGGCAAUGUUGGAUCAUCAAUUAGCGAGAGACAUCGUUUAUGUAUGGCUUAUGAUGUGGCAAGCGGAAUGAAUUAUCUUCAUCAAAUGAAACCUCCCAUUGUUCAUAGAGAUUUGAAGUCUCCAAAUCUUUUGGUUGAUAAUUCAUUCACUGUUAAG
This is a messenger RNA of Sphenostylis stenocarpa, 285 nucleotides long. Lineage: Eukaryota; Viridiplantae; Streptophyta; Magnoliopsida; Fabales; Fabaceae. The record is from the annotation of a GenBank genome assembly.